GUAAUGUUUGUAAAUAACAAGACACGUUGAGCUGUUUUUGUGUUGAUUGUGUGCUUUAUUUGCAAGUUUUAGAAGUUGUCUUUAGAAAUUAAUUACCACAAUGAAUUUUGAAGAAAUGGCAGUCAUCGAAGAACACAGUGUUUGCGAAGGGCCUGCCCGUAAGGAAUCAGGAAAGCGGGGACGAAAGCCAGGCAGGAAAUCGGCUGAAAAAGUGGACAUGAAAGCCAAAUUGGAACGUAGUAGACAAAGUGCUAGAGAAUGCCGAGCUCGUAAGAAGUUGCGCUACCAAUAUUUAGAGGAACUUGUAGCCGAUAGGGAGAAGGCAGUUUUCGCACUAAGAAAAGAAUAUGAGCAGUACAUUUUUUGGGCAAAGGAAAUUGAUGCCGGCAGAAUUCCAGAAGGUAUUCAUGAAGCACUUGAGGAACUCAACUUAAAUCAAGAACAAAAGUGAAGUGAAUAUCUGAUUGUGAUAAUUGGGAAACUUUUUAGUUUGGAAAGCGUUUUCUUUAUUGGGAAGCCAUGUAUAAGUUUUAUAUUUAUUGUUUUUAUUGCAUUACUUGAAAAAUAUAUUUUACGUGUAUUUUU
Diabrotica balteata is the source of this 585-nucleotide messenger RNA. The record is from the annotation of a GenBank genome assembly. Lineage: Eukaryota; Metazoa; Arthropoda; Insecta; Coleoptera; Chrysomelidae.